Messenger RNA from Dissoconium aciculare CBS 342.82, 309 nucleotides. RefSeq lists its product as uncharacterized. NCBI's taxonomy places the organism in Eukaryota, Fungi, Ascomycota, Dothideomycetes, Mycosphaerellales, Dissoconiaceae. Bases 1 to 309 code for a protein of 102 amino acids. The transcript has a single exon. The record is from RefSeq and is a predicted model, not a curated record.
AUGCAUGGAGGCCGUCGCGGUGGUGUUGUCUUUGUCCUGCUGCGAACUCGGCCGCCCUGCUGCAGUCCCAAAAGGAUACAAGCGUUUGGUCGGAUUCGAGAGGCGGACGAUCCGGGACAGAGACGCCUCCCACCGCCACCAUCAUCAAUCGCUAUGGGCACCGAUGACGAGGGUAGUAAUGACGAUGGCGAUGAUGAUGGCGAUGAUGAUGGUGGUGUUGUCCUGCGAACGCUUCACAAGGUCGCCGCCGCGAUGGGAUUCUCGGGACUGGGCUGGAAUGCGCUGCAAUGCGAUGCGGUCGAUGAUUAA